AUGGACGCACUGGGAAGAGAGUUGUUUACAAACAACAAACUGUGAGAAACAAAUCGAAAAGGCUGCUGCAUAAUGUAAAUAUAGAAGUUAUGUAGUGAUGUUUGUGUAUUUCUAAGGCACUAUGUACACACCAGGAUUUAGCUAACAUAAGUAAACCGUCUAGUAUUUUACCUCUGUGUGUGGAGGCAGGGAGAUAAAGCUGAACAGGUGCAGUGUCUAAGUUACACAGAGGUGUGGGCAGUCUGCAGGACACAUGGCAGAGGAAGGCAACAAGCUGACACUGAGGCGCCUUGAGGCACCCAUCCACAAGUUCAUUAAAGUGGCUCUGCCCACGGACCUGGAAAGACUGCAGAAACACCACAAUAACAUACUAAAGUAUCAGCAGAGCCAGCAAUGGGACCGACUUCAUCAGGAACAUAUCAAUGCCAGCAGAACAGUUCAGCAAUUGAGGGCUAACAUAAGAGAGAUGGAGAAGCUGUGCACUCGGGUCCGUGCCGAAGACGCCACCGCUCUGGAGAAGCUCGUCAAGCCAGUUAGAGACAGAGCAUCCGCUGCCGCACAAGACUUCCUACUUUUGCACUCUCACCCUGUUCGUCAGCCCACACCAGCACCUGCCUCUCAGCCUCCGUCGUCCAAUUGUGUGCCCAGUAGUUGUCAUGAUGAUAAUGAUGAUGUGGAUGAGGAGCCAAAGUCUGGCAGGCAAAUCCAGCUCCACCUUCCAGAAAUCCCUGCUGACCAGAGUGCAGCUGAGUCCUGGGACAACCUGGAAGAGGAUCUGAAGGAGCUGAGUGGUUUGGUAACGGACUUCUCUCUGCUUGUCCAUUCCCAGCAGGAGAAGAUUGACAGCAUAGAGGACAACGUCAACACAGCCGCUGCCAAUGUGGAGGAGGGGACCAAGAGCCUGGGGAAGGCGGUGGGCUACAAGUUGGCGGUGUUGCCAAUUGCGGGGGCCCUGAUCGGUGGAGUAUUAGGAGGUCCACUGGGUCUGCUGGCUGGCUUCAAAGCUGCAGGGGUGGCUGCAGCAGUGGGAGGGGGGGCCUUAGGGUUUGCAGGGGGCAACCUGGUCCAGAAACAUCGCAAAACCCAAGUGGAGCUACAGAUGAAACAACUGACAGCACCGCCGCCAGAACCACCAUCUGAACAAGACCUAAGCAAGGACAAAUGACCCAAACAGAGACAGUUCACUAACAAGAUGGUCCAUUUGAGGAAGAACUUCCUGUUUUGGUUUGAUGAGGGUUUCUUUACCGUUCCGCUCCUUUAGAAAACGAGCGGCAGAUCCUGUCCUAUUCAUACCAAUAGAGGAAAUGAAUGUGAUCGAAGAUUAAGACUGAUCCAGUGCCAACAUUUGGCCCAUUUUACCAAGCGCCACAUCUUUUAUUCAUUGUGGCAUGAGUAGAAAAUUUACUUAGUUCGAGGCUUGUGUCUGUGGCAGCAACACGCUCUCACAGGAUCUGGUUAAUCUCAUCUGAAAGAGGUAAAAAGUGUGAAAAUAAAAAAGAAUGAUCAGUUAUUUAAAUUAAAUGGUUACCAUUAAAAAAAAACAUCUGAGUCUUGUGACCGUGGCCAAUUAGUAGACAGGAACCGCUUCUUACCUUUGUCAUGCCAUACAAGUGCACCGUCUUUGUUACAUAUGAUCUUUGACCUGACAUCUUUAGUUACACCAUAUGACCUUUGACCCUGGCUAGUGGCUAAUCACUAAGUUGACUGACCAAUCACAUGCUGUGACUGAGACACAGCCCGAACUAGACCUGACCUCUGAAACUGGACAGUGGAGGAGGCAGCUGUCACGCGUUGCUGUCUGUUACCAAGCAUCACUGUAAAAUUAUGUAACAACAGCCUUAUUUAAAUGUUGAAUGCUGUAACGUUGGGGUGUGAAUGAUGUUUCUGUGAGCAAAGUAAUUUUAUGCACGCAAGCAUUUUUUAAAAAUUUCUGCGUACAACAAAGCAGUUAUUAUUAACACUACAGAUCUUACUGUGUGAUUUGGUCAGCCUGCUAUGGCUGUGAGCACUUCUUCUAAGCAAAAAGAAACAUUUAUAACCAAAUAAAGUGAAGACGCAAGCAUGCUGUAAAAAGU
This is a messenger RNA of Sphaeramia orbicularis (orbiculate cardinalfish), 2075 nucleotides long. It is a transcript of the gene stx17, whose product is annotated as syntaxin 17. The record is from RefSeq and is a predicted model, not a curated record. Lineage: Eukaryota; Metazoa; Chordata; Actinopteri; Kurtiformes; Apogonidae. The transcript has 7 exons. Gene Ontology annotation, cellular component: endomembrane system; SNARE complex; autophagosome membrane. Gene Ontology annotation, molecular function: SNAP receptor activity; SNARE binding. Gene Ontology annotation, biological process: intracellular protein transport; exocytosis; vesicle fusion. Bases 254 to 1165 code for a protein of 303 amino acids.